This is a messenger RNA of Cokeromyces recurvatus, 1407 nucleotides long. RefSeq names its product Thiolase, N-terminal domain-containing protein. Gene Ontology annotation, cellular component: peroxisome. The transcript is spliced from 2 exons. The coding region runs from base 31 to 1278 and encodes 415 amino acids. Gene Ontology annotation, biological process: fatty acid beta-oxidation; phenylacetate catabolic process. The record is from RefSeq and is a predicted model, not a curated record. Gene Ontology annotation, molecular function: acetyl-CoA C-acyltransferase activity. Lineage: Eukaryota; Fungi; Mucoromycota; Mucoromycetes; Mucorales; Mucoraceae.
ACAUUUGAAACACAAAAAAAUAAUUCUCAAAUGGCUUCUCGUCUUCAACAAGUAUCUGCUCAUUUAGCACCUAGUGACAAUGUGGCAAACAAGAUUGGAGUGAAAUCACCUGAAGAUGUUGUUAUUGUAAGUGCACUUCGUUCUGCCAUCACUCGUGCUCGUAAGGGAGGUUUUAAAGAUAGUCUCCCAGAAGAAAUCUUGGCGGGUGUCUUUAAAGCAAUCAUUCAUCAAAGUAAAAUUGAUCCCAAGUUGGUGAACGAUAUUUGUGUGGGUGGUGUCUUGUCUCCUGGUGGGGGUGCAACAAACGCUCGUAUGGCUGCUCUCUAUGCUGGUUUCCCUGAAGCGACCGCAGUUAGUACCUGUAAUCGUCAAUGCUCAUCUGGUCUUCAGGCUGUUGUUCAAAUUGCUAAUGCUAUUCAAACUGGAUUGAUUGAAGUGGGUAUUGGUGCUGGUGUUGAAUCUAUGAGUAAAUUUUAUGGUGCUGCCUCUCUUGCUCCUUCUUCUGAAAAGAUUGCUGAUGCUUGUCCUGCUGCUGCUGAUUGUCUUAUUCCUAUGGGUAUUACAUCUGAAAACGUAGCUGCUCAAUUUAAUGUCAAUCGUACUAAACAGGAUGAAUUCGCAGCUGCAUCUCAUAUUAAAGCAAUUGAAGCACAAAAGAAAGGUUUAUUCAAUGCAGAAAUUGUUCCCUUAGAAGCCACUGUAGUUGAUAAAGAAGGUAAAGAAACAACCAUCGUUGUUGAUCGUGAUGACGGUGUUCGUCCUGGCACUACCGCAGAGACAUUAGCUAAACUUAAACCUGCCUUUGAUGAAAAUGGUACAACCACCGCUGGCAAUGCCUCUCAAGUCUCUGAUGGUGCUGCUGCUGUUUUAUUAAUGAAACGAAAGACAGCUGAAAGAUAUGGUUUACCCAUUAUAGGUAAAUAUAUCACAUCUGCUGUCGUGGGUGUCCCCCCCAAAAUUAUGGGCGUAGGACCUGCAUUUGCUAUUCCAGUUGCCAUUGAACGUGCUGGUUUAAAGGUGGAAGAUGUUGAUAUCUAUGAAAUCAAUGAAGCCUUUGCCUCACAAGCUGUUUAUUCUAUUGAAAAAUUGGGUAUCCCCUAUGAAAAGGUAAACCCUAAGGGCGGUGCCAUUGCCUUUGGUCAUCCCUUAGGCUGUACCGGUGCUCGACAGAUUGCUACUUUACUUCCUGAAUUAAAACGUCAAGGUAAAAAAGUCGGCGUUACCUCUAUGUGUAUUGGUACUGGUAUGGGUAUGGCUGCUGUCUUUGAGAGCGAGUAAAAUCCACUAUUAUUAUUAUUUCUACGAUAUAUAUGUAUGUGUAUGUGUCUGUAUUCCCCUCCUUACAUAAAUAAUAAAUAAAAUACAUGUAAAAAAAAAAAAAAAAAAAAAAAAAAAAAAAAAAAAAAA